Messenger RNA from Rosa rugosa (rugosa rose), 2807 nucleotides. RefSeq names its product WAT1-related protein At5g40240-like. Bases 198 to 1262 code for a protein of 354 amino acids. Lineage: Eukaryota; Viridiplantae; Streptophyta; Magnoliopsida; Rosales; Rosaceae. The transcript is spliced from 7 exons. The record is from RefSeq and is a predicted model, not a curated record. Gene Ontology annotation, molecular function: transmembrane transporter activity. Gene Ontology annotation, cellular component: plasma membrane.
UCAUUUUUCAGGGAUCAAACCUCACAGAAAACACCAAACAUAUUCUCUUUCUUUUGGUCUGCACACAUUAUUACACUAUUAGGAUGAAGAAUAAAUUAAGAAAGAAUAAUGAUAAAUAACUAUAUUCUGGUGACAAGAUUUGAACAGAAGAGGUGUAUAAGUUCACUGAGAGGGAAGGGCUGGAAGAAGGCAUAGAUAUGGUGUCUUGUACAUGGCGUGAUGUGCUACCUUUUGCAGCUUUGGUAAUGGUGCAGUUCACAGACAUAGGUGCAGCAACUAUAAGCAAAGCAGCCAUGACGAAAGGAGUGAGCAGUUAUGUUUUAGUUGCUUACUCCAAUGCACUUGGUACCGUCUUUCUUCUUCCUUGUUUCAUCAUACAAAAUAAGGUUUCUCUUACCUUUUCACUCCUUGGUGGACAAUUCCUUCUGGGCAUGAUUGGGAGUUCAAGCUUGUUAUUGGCAUAUAGUGGCAUCAACUACAGCUCACCAACACUUGCUUCAGCUAUGGCAAAUCUUAUACCAAUCUUUACAUUCAUACUGGCAGUCAUUUUCAGGAUGGAAAAGCUAGAUUUGAGGAGGUCAAGCUGCCAAGCCAAAGUGUUAGGGACUAUAGUAUCAGUAUCUGGAGCAUUUGUAGUAAUUCUAUACAAGGGAUCAGUGAUCUUUUCACCAUCCAACUCUCCUGACCAGAACUUCAUGAUGAUCUCACAGCAGUCAAAGUGGGUCUUUGGAGGUCUUAUGCUGGCAAUGGUGUGCCUUCUGAAUGCAAUAUGGGGUAUUCUUCAGACAUCAUUUGUUCAGAACUGUCCAUCAAUGAUUACCGUACUCUUCUUCUACAACUUCUUUGUCACAAUCCAGUGCACAAUAUUCUCUCUAAUUAUGGAAAGGACUUGGAAUGCUUGGGUAAUAAGGCCUGACAUUGAGAUGAUCUCCAUUGUCUUCUCAGCUUUAUUUGGGAGUGUGUUCCAUGUGGGUGUUCAAACCUGGUGCUUGCACCAAAAGGGACCUAUCUUUGUAGCCAUGUUUAGGCCCCUGGGAGUUGCCAUUGCAGCAGUCAUGGUAGUGAUCUUCCUCGGCGAUGCACUUCAUCUUGGAAGUGUCAUUGGAUCCAUUAUUAUUGCAGUUGGCUUUUAUGCUAUGAUGUGGGCACAAAUCAAAGAAAAGAGCACUACUCUUAUGGAGAAUGAAGUCCAAAGCUUGGCACCAUCAUCCACCCAAAAGACCCCUCUUUUGCAAUGCAGAACCUCAGGAGAAGAUGUAUAAUAACAAAGAACUCAGCUUGUAACAUUUCAUUCAUUUAUUGAUGAUUAAAAAAAGAAAAACUUUCAAAGGUAUCCUCUCGGUAUUCCUUGCUAAGAUUUUUUUUUUCAAGUAUGUACUGUUGAAUUUUCUGGACAAGAAAAUAUUUUUCUGUACAGAUGGCUGGUUUUAUCUGUAUACAGAUGGAAUGGAGCUCUGUUUGGAUGCAUCAAAGUGCCUUUUUUUUGGCUAAUGGAUGCAUAAAGUUUUCAUUUAUCAGUUCUCACUUUGAAGGAUUGGAUUAUUUUGCCUUUUAUAUAAAAUACUUCUGCACUGAGGUAAAGAUAAAGCAAUAUGUGUAGUUAUAUAUGCAUUGGUGUUGAAUUUUCUACUUUUCACUUUAAAAUAUGCAUUGGUAUAUGAAUCUUUCAGGUACGAACCCUAGCACUGAGUUCAGUUACUUCCAAAGAUGAUACGUAUAUGAGUUCAUUUUUGUAUUUAUUUUUCUCUGAAUAAAUCAUGUGCUUUGUUUAUGGUUGAACAUAUCAUCUUGACAACAGUAGUCCCAAUAUGCAAGGCUGGCCAUUCAAGACUUGAGAGUAAUGAUGUAUGGACAACAAAGGGUAAUUCUUAACUGAUGUUGGAAAAUUCACCCCUCCUGUUGCACAAAUAUCCGUUAAAGGUUUAUGCUCUACUUAGAUGAAUUGAUUAAAAAAAAUUUAGCAUUCGCAUGACAGCACGGUUAAGUCUGCAGAAAAUAUUAUAAAUGAGGAUGAGGGACAUUCCGAAUAUCUUAGAUGUGCUCAAGGAACCUCAUUCUGCAUUGGAUCAUUAACGAAAAUAGGUUUUGGCUUGAUCUUGCAAUUUGAGCUCUUUCCAUCAAAAUAAUUUACUAUACCCUACUGAGUCUGGAGAUUUAUCUGCUAAAAGAAAGUACAAUCAAAAUUUGCAAUAGAAAAGGUUUAAAAUGAUUGUGCACAGAACUGCUACUGAGUAAUUCAAGGUCUCUGUUUUAUUAUUUUCUAAGUACUAUAAAGAAAAUUAUGGAAGCAAUCAUGGGACCUUGAUAGUAUCAUUCAAUAUGUUAAUAAUGCACCAAGAUGUUUCUAUCAAAAGAUGCCAAAUUAAGAAAACUUGGUUUCCUCUUGUAUUCGACACAAAUCUUAUAUCAAUCCCUACAUGAUCUGGAAGCGUUUGUCAGGGAUCAAACCUCAUUCGCUUCUUGCAAUGUACAGAUGCCACCAAACAUAUUCUCUUUCUUUUGGUCUAUACACAUUAAUAUCAUUUAACCGGAUGUCAAUAUAUAAAAGAUAUACAAAUAUUCUGGUGACAAGAUUUUGAACAUGAGAGAUGCCUUUUCCUCUGUUUUGUAAGCUUGUGAAUGAUCAAGAGGUGUAAUAUAAGUACAUUGAGAAAGGGAGAGGAGUUGAAGAAAGCAUAGAUAUGGCGCCUGUACGUGCUGCCUUUUGCAGCUAUGGUAAUGGUGCAGUUCACAGAUAUAGGUGCAGCAACUAUAAGCAAAGCAGCCAUGUCGAAAGGAUGAGCAGUUAUGUUUUAGUUGUUUACUCU